This is a messenger RNA of Salvia splendens (bonfire salvia), 2546 nucleotides long. RefSeq names its product probable E3 ubiquitin-protein ligase ARI11. Gene Ontology annotation, biological process: protein ubiquitination. The transcript is spliced from 3 exons. Gene Ontology annotation, molecular function: nucleic acid binding; RNA-DNA hybrid ribonuclease activity; zinc ion binding. Lineage: Eukaryota; Viridiplantae; Streptophyta; Magnoliopsida; Lamiales; Lamiaceae. The record is from RefSeq and is a predicted model, not a curated record. The coding region runs from base 825 to 2339 and encodes 504 amino acids.
UGCACUAUUAAAGUAAAGAUACUGCAAUAAUCACUUGAUUCUUCUAUUAAAGAUCGUAUUUUUUUUGCUAAAUUCUUGGAUUUCUUUUGACGUUUUCGUAGUGGUAAAAUCUCCAACUUCCUCUGCAAAAAUUAAUUUUGAUAAAUUGCAAAACAAUAAAAUCUGAUCCAGAAUUUUAGUCUUGCCAACCACACAUUAAUCUCUCUCUCUCUCAACAAGGAAGAAAUAUUAUGGGAAGGUUUCUCUGCAGACACAAAUCAGGAUUAGCAGAAACAGUGUCAGUUGAUUAAUUCCUUCCAUUCUCUUCUAAAUGGUUUCUUUAUUAUUGUUUAAUUCUUAGAUUAAUUAUUUCUGCAUACAUAAUUUUUUAAUUUUACUUUGUUGGGUUUAUGCACAAAGGAAGAUAAUUUGUUGGUGGUGUGGAAAGAAGUGUGGGCUGAAUAUUAUGUAUAUUUGUUUUUUUUGUUGCUUUAAUUCGAAAGUUUGGAUCUUGAAGCUGAAUUGUAGUUUUUUGAAUAACCGUACAGAAUUCAGUGUGAAGAUUGAAGAUAAUCUGAAAUGCUGAUUAGAUUUUGGUUAGUAUUUGGGGAAUAAUCUUCUUUGUUUGUUAGCAUUUCAUUUCCCCUAUUUUUCUUGGAAGAUAAAGAUUCGAUUUUUAUUCCUCAAAAAUUGGGGAAAAAUCUUCUUGGUUUCUUAGCAUUUCAUUUAGAAGAUAAAGGUUCGAUUUUUAUGUUCAUUUCAAAAAAUUUGGGGGAUUUCUAUUUGUGGGAAAUCAGUGAAUAAAGAGAUUCUUGGUGAUUUGGAUUUGGGGGUGAUUAGUAGAUAUGACAAUGGAGGAAAAAGGAGUGAGUGAAGCAUCAGAGCUGAGGGUGGAAGAAGACGAAGAUGACUUCAAGAGCUGCUGCGAAGACGAGGAUGAAUUGGAUUUGAAGGAUAAGGAAGACAACGUGAAGGUGGAUUUAGAUGAAAAUGUAGUUAGGAUAUAUUUUAAGGGUGUGUCUGUUGCCUGCCCUGGUGAUUCGGGCACUAGGAUGUCGGGAAUCGGGGUGGUUAUGGAUAGGCCAGGGUGUUCAGCCCCGGUUCGGAUCCAGAAGAAGCUCGAUUUCUACGUUGAUGAGCCGGUUGCAGAGUGUUUGGCAUUGCUGGAUGGUUUGUCCGAGGCUAUACAGCACGAGGCGAAGCGCGUUUUCGCCUUCACAGAUUCUGAAAUCUUGCAUAGUCAGGUUGUUGAGAGUCCUCUUUUGGUGGCAUUGAGGCAAAGGAUCAUGGAACAAGCAUGUAAUCUCGAGGCGUUUGUGUUAAAACUCGUCCCGACUACUGAUCUAGAGAACGCGUUAGGUUUAGCCCGAGUUGCUGUUGGUAUAGUCUCCUCUUGUGGUGGUAACGUUGAGGAGUCAAUGGAGAGCUGUUCGAUUUGUUGUGAGGAGAAGCUCUCGUCGAUGAUGCUCUCGUUCAAAUGCUCCCACGAGUUCUGUUCCCACUGUAUGAAAACGUACGUCGAGGGUAAAGUGCGUUGCGGUCGAGUGCCAAUCAGAUGCCCUGAAUCGGGAUGCAAGUAUUGUAUCUCGGCUUCCGAGUGCAAACUGUUUCUCCCUGUUGCCUCGUACGAGUCUCUGGAGAGAGCCCUCGGAGAAGCAAAUGUGUUGAGCUCGAACAAGAUGUAUUGCCCGUAUCCUAAUUGCUCGGUGCUGCUUGAUCCCCGCGAUUGCUUGUCAUCGAGCCAGUCGGACAACAGCUGCGUGGAGUGUCCUGUCUGUCAAGGGUUCGUCUGCGUUGACUGUGAGGUCGCGUGGCAUUCCUCCUUGACCUGCGAGGAGUACCAAAGCCUCCCGUUGGAGGAGAGGGACGCGUCCGAUUCGACCUUGCUUCGUCCGGCUCGGAGCACGAGGCGCAGAUGCUGCGAGCGUUGCAGGACAAUGAUCGAGCUAACUCACGGUCGCAACCACAUGAGAUGCUGGUGCGGUCAUGAGUUCUGCUACUCGUGCGGGGAGGACUACGGGGAUGGGAAUCGGACGUGCCAGUGCGCUUUUUGGGAGGACGACUUCGCGGAAGGGAUGGCCGCGUACCCUUCCCAGCAGCUGGAGCAGUGGGCGUGGGACUCGUUCGAGCCGCUCCCGAUGGCAAUGGGCGCGUACUCGGAUCAAGAGCGGUCGCAGCUGGCGCUGAUUCAGAGGUUCCUCGCCGGGGGGUUCAGCUUGGGCGACGAGGAUCCACAUCAAGCCCUUCCGCAGUGCACGGACUCGUAUGCGGACACGAUGAAGGAUCUGCGUCAGCUGCCUUGGCUCGAGAGGUUCGUCUCGGUUAUAAGCGACGACUUCUACGAAGACUACAUACAAUGAUGCGAGAUAUAGGAGAGGAAGAGCAACUCACUCUCACUCCUUUAGCAAUUAGCGCUGCUUUCUGUGUCGUUUUAGCUCCGUAUACCGAACUCGUGCUCGUGUUCGUGUUCGUGAUGUUUAGAUUACGUCGGAUGUAUAAUGGUGAACAGAUGUUUGCUUUAAAACCAAAAGAGAUCACAAUUGAUUGAUUAUUCACUAUUUGAGUUA